This is a messenger RNA of Cherax quadricarinatus, 1290 nucleotides long. Lineage: Eukaryota; Metazoa; Arthropoda; Malacostraca; Decapoda; Parastacidae. The record is from RefSeq and is a predicted model, not a curated record.
AUGACUCUACGAGCAUUUGGCCCCAUCCACUUCAUCACUCCACGAUUUCGGUGCGGUAAGUCCCCGACUACUUCAUUGCCAGAAUCCGACGAGGAGCCUCCCAUCCGGACGACGACCACGUCUGAGGGCGGCUGGCGCUUAACGCAUUGUGCAGCAAUACCUGAUGCACUGCAGUGUGGACCGUGUUAUCCCAACCGGUGCCAAGCUAUAGGAGAGUGUCACAGAGGCAUCACCUGGGAUGUCUGCAACUGCUGUGAAGUCUGCGCCAAGGGAGUGAACGAAGAAUGCGGAGGACCCUGGAACGCCUACGGCAAGUGUGGGUACGGACUGACUUGUCUAAAGGAUGCCCGUGAGUGCCCCUAUCUGUUCCAUCCCAGGGGUUCCGCUGCCGACACUGGCUCCAACAUUUGUGAUGAGUACCUUUUUAACGCCAUCGGGAGGUGUGUACAGAGUGAGAAUGUAGUGGAAUCUGCCUUCAAGAGGAACAUUGUCAAGGAGGUGAUAGAUGUAGAAAAACAAAAAGAUAAUGCCGAGGCGGCGCCCAAAGAAGGCGACUCUAUGGUGGGCAAGAGGCUCAUGCUCAAGGGUGUGUUGAGGGGCGUGGAAUACUGAAGUGAGGUCAGGCUACCCCUGCCGCUCACUACCACCUGCUGUUACGCUCCCGGGUCUAUAUAAGGCCUUUAUCAUAUACUUUCUUUCUGAUUAGAGCAUAACAACUAUAGGCAGCGUUAGGGAUAAUUUAAUAGUCUUCAAUAAAACUUCUUUUAAUUAAGCAGUUAAUUAGAUCAUAAAAUGUAAGGCAAGUAAAAUUUAUACUAUUAUACAGUAUCUUUGUCAAGAACGCUUACUGCACAUUCUACAUUACCAAAUUGCUAGAUAAUGCCUUGAAAUGCAUGGUUAUAGAGAGACCUUAAAUCGGAGUUAUAUACAGAUACUCCUUCAGAGUAGAAUAUCUAGUCUUCAUACUAGAUUAGUCAGUGUAUUAUACAAUUUAAUAGAAUAUAUAAAUUGAAGAAAACCAACAGCAGUUAGUGUAUAAGAGCAGAACAGGAGUGUUGACUCGUUGGCUGGUAUUUCACACUCUUCCACUCUACAGCGAGGGUGAAGGUUAGGUAGGUCACGUGACUUCUACCAUCACAUUUACACAGGUGGAGGGGGGGGGGAGUGAGGGGUGUAUAAACAAUUGAACAGUUUAUUGGAAAUUUAACUCCACAUCUUUACCUUUCACAGGUACGCAGACCAAUAACAAAGUGACAAUACACUAGAAGUUAACCCAUUGUGGCCACAUAA